Molecule: messenger RNA, 5483 nt
Organism: Phaedon cochleariae (mustard beetle)
Lineage: Eukaryota; Metazoa; Arthropoda; Insecta; Coleoptera; Chrysomelidae
Source: the annotation of a GenBank genome assembly
ACCUCUUGUUGAAAGCAGAAAGUGGUUGAAAUUCAAAAUUUUCAUAUUUAUCCUUUAAUUUCUGUAUCAACCAUCAAUUCUGGAUAUAUACAAUCAAAACUGAAUUGGAGAUCGAUUUAUUAACUUUGGACAAAUUUAGUAAGUAGUUUUCUUAUCCUAUUAUAUUAAUUUUGUGAGGCUGAACUGGUGGAAUAUCAAAACAUUUUAUUUAAUAAUAUUUACCAUCCAUGCAUACACCAGAAUGUUCAAUCUUAGGAGUAAUUUUCAAAGAGUACAAAAAUGUAAAACCAUUCCACACAGAAGGAUUUAUGAUAUAUUUCCUGGUACCAAAAAGAAAGUAUUCCUGCCGAAUCCAAACAAGAAAAGAAUAAUACUAGAAAAACAAAAGCCUCAUACACCAUUCACAGAAAAACACAUUGGACCUCGUAAAAACAAGUUAGACAUACAAAUGUUAUCAAAAGCCAUAUAUGAUCAAGUUUUCCUGGAAGGGUAUAGAGAGAGUACAGAUGUGGCAGUCUUAGAACAAUGCAGAAAAGACCUCCUGAAACAUAAUAUGCAGAGUAAUGAGACUGACAUUCGAGAAGAUCUAAAUUUCAAGAUCCCACCAUUGAAAGGAAAAAAUAUUGAGGAACAUUUCAGGCUCAUUGGUGAAGAACAGGUCAAACCAUAUCACAAUUUAAUUACUAGUUUAUUGGACUUCAUUCCUGGUUGUCCUGAAAAAUGGCUCAUGCAGACAGGAUGGACAAGAUAUGUGCCUGAAUGUGAACCUGAGCAAGUACCCUUUCCUCUAGAAGAUGCAAUAGUCUUUGAUAUUGAGGUGUGUAUGAUGGCUGGUAAAACGCCCACCCUAGCCACAGCCGUCAGCGGAAAGGCCUGGUACGGUUGGGUGAGUCCGGCAGUGCUAGAGGGCGCCAGCAAACCGGUGACCAGUCACCACUACCCCAUAACUACCCUGAUUCCCAUGGAGAGCACCGAAGACGACAAUGGCAUCGAUCUGACCGACCACCAGGUCAAACCCAAAGUGGUGAUCGGCCACAACGUUUCUUACGAUCGGGCUCGCUUGAAAGAACAGUACUGGAUCAACAAAACGGGCACCCGGUUCAUAGACACGAUGAGCUUGCAUGUUUGCGUAGGGGGGCUCACCAGCUACCAGAGAACCGUCCUCAAAUCCGAGACUGUCAGUGAAGAUGACCAGGCUUGGGCGAGUUGUAGCUCGUUGAAUAAUCUGGUGGACGUUUACAAGCUCUACUGCGGGAAGAAAAUCCGGAAGGAGACUAGGGAUUUUUUCGUGGAGGGUACUCUGCUGGAUAUUAGGGAUAACUUUCAGACAGUGAUGGAGUAUUGCGCUAAGGAUGUCGAGGCUACGUACGAGAUUAUGAGGGAGCUGUAUCCGCUUUUUUCUCAGAGGUUUCCUCAUCCAGUUACUUUGGCAGGUAUGCUGGAAUUGAGUACAGCUUACUUACCUGUAAACGCUAACUGGCCUCGAUACAUCCAAGAAUCCGAACAAUCCUAUGAAGACUUGGAAAGUGAAGGAAAAAUAUUACUAGCUAGAAGAGCAGAUAACGCUUGUCAUUUGCUACAUGAAGAUAAAUAUAAAAGCGACCUUUGGAUGUGGGACCAAGACUGGUCCAUCAAAGACAUAAAGCUGAAAAGCACCACAACCAAGAGAAAGCAAGAGGAACUCAAACAAAACAUUGAAGAUGAAAAGAAUGAGGAAGAAGACGAGAAAGACCCUCUCGAGGAAAAAUUCAAAUACCUCUGGGCAACCAAAGAAUACUUACCUUCUGUCAAAACACUGCUUCCAGGUUACCCAAACUGGUACCGAAAACUGUGCACCAAGCCGGAUUCUUCAUCUUCUUGGGUGCCAGGACCCCAUUUGAUCAGCACCUCCAUGAAAAUAACACCGAAGCUGCUGUCAUUGACCUGGGAAGGCUACCCUCUGCAUCAUUUAAAAGACAAGGGUUGGGGGUUCCUAAUUCCCUUCUCGGAUGACAUUGAAGUCGAGAGAAAGCUGCCACUUGAGAAGCUUCUGGAAAAGUGCCCUCUUCUCACAACCAAAGAUGGCAGCACUAGUUGGGAGGCCAUGCAGAAUCUCACGCAAAAUGUUAACGAGUAUCUCGGGAAGAGAGAGUACUAUUCUAAAUUGAAAACGAAUAAAACAGAAGGGAUUUAUAAAGGCGUGGGGGUAUUUUGCAAUACUGAAAUAGAAAACUGUUGUUGGUUCAUGAAAUUACCCCAUAAAGAUGGCCCUUCUUAUAACGUUGGUAAUCCUUUGGCGAAGGAUUUUUUGAACAAGUUUUCUGAAAAUGUACUGGCUGGCGAUACAGAAAGUGCUGAACAGGUCUUGGAGAUCGCGAGGAAAUUGUCGUAUUGGAGGAAUAAUAGAGACAGGGUCAUGGAACAAAUGGUGAUCUGGUUAGGGGAGGAAAAUCUGCCAGACUCAGUACAGGAUAAAGGCUAUCAAUACGGAGCCAUCAUCCCCCAAGUGGUGGUAUGCGGCACCCUGACGCGCCGAGCCGUGGAACCCACCUGGAUGACCGCAUCCAACGCCCACCCCGAGAGAGUGGGCUCCGAGCUGCGCGCCAUGGUCCAAGCCCCGCCAGGCUACAGCAUAGUAGGCGCUGACGUCGACUCGCAGGAGCUCUGGAUAGCUUCCGUGCUGGGAGACGCCCACCAAGCCCGAACGCACGGCGCCACUCCGUUGGGCUGGAUGACACUCGGUGGCAACAAGUCCGCCGGCACCGAUAUGCACAGCGUCACCGCUAAGGCGGUGGGCAUCAGCCGGGACCACGCCAAGGUCAUCAACUAUGCGCGGAUAUACGGCGCAGGACAGAACUUCGCCGAACGGCUGCUCAAGCAGUUCAAUCCGACCAUGUCGGAGGGCGAAGCCAGGAGCAAAGCGAUGAAGAUGUUCGCUUUGACCAAAGGAAAGAAAACGUUCUACCUCAAGUCGGAGUAUCUGCUGGAUUUCGCUGAUUUGCCUUACUCGAAGUGGCAGGCCCUGGAUGUAGCGAAAAUCUGCGGGAAAACUCUGGAUCAAAUGUUCCACAAGUCCAAGUGGGUAGGCGGUACAGAAUCAGCUAUGUUCAACAGGUUGGAGGAAAUAGCGAACAGUGAAGCUCCUGCUACUCCUUUUUUGGGCGGCCGACUCAGUAGAGCUUUGGAACCGAAAUCUGAAGAUGACCGGUACUUACCAACUAGAGUUAACUGGGUAGUGCAAAGCGGAGCUGCAGACUUUCUUCACCUGAUGUUGGUCUGCAUGCGUUGGAUCAUGGGUGACAAAGUGAGGUUCUGUUUGAGUUUCCAUGACGAGGUUAGGUAUAUGGUGCCUGACGCGUACAGGUACCAAGCUGCCCUGGCGCUGCACGUGACGAAUCUUCUUGUUAGGUCGUUUUGCUCGUAUCGACUUGGUUUGCACGAUCUGCCGCAGUCGGUGGCAUUUUUUUCGUCGGUGGAAGUGGAUAAAGUGCUAAGGAAAGAGUCGAAGCAGGAUUGCGUUACGCCUUCUAAUCCGCAUGGACUCAGUAAAGGAUAUGGAAUCGGAAAUGGUGAAUCUUUGGAUAUUUAUCAAGCAAUAGAAAAAGCUGGCGGGAAUUACAGUUGUUGGUAUGGCAGCAGGUUUGAUUUGAAAAGUAAUGUCAAGAGCAACAAAAAGAAAACACGUUCUCCUUGAGGUCUUCAAAGAUGACUUAUCUCUGCCGACAGAGAAUCAACAAAUCGUCAGAGUUCUCAACAGCAGGGGCAACAACCUUCAUGAAGUGGAGGCAGCUGAUAAGUCGGUUUUUCUGGCAUCCAUGCCAACCAAGUUCCGUAAAAACGUUUGGGUGAAAAGGGGCGAUUUUGUGGUGGUUGAACCCAUCGAGGAGGGCGACAAAGUGAAAGCUGAGAUGGUUCGGAUUUUGACGAACGAACAUAUCAAACAGUUCAAAAAGGACAAAGUGUGGCCGCAGGAGUUCACUGAUUGUGAGGAACAGGAAUCUGAUGGAGAUGAUUUGUUUGUUAAUACAAAUAGACCUCAAGUUUCUGAAGAGUCAAGUGAUUCAGAUUCCAGUGAUGAUUGAAGGGCAUGUGAUCAAAAUAUUAUAUUUGACUUAUUUUAGUUACUAUUAAUUCAACAAGUUGCAUUGAAUGGAAUAAUAAAUAAUAUUUCAUCAAAACUGAAGCUAUAUCCAGAUAUAAAUCUACAUUUUCAUACAGAUUCUCUCAUAUUUCUUGCUAUUUUUCUUUGGACAAUGUUCGUUAUGUUGCCAUCUACAUUUGUAAGCGGUUGGUUUCUUCUAAUUGCGAGCUGAAAGAGAGCGAAUUUGAUUAUAUUUGAUGAUAAAUUCGCAAAAUAUACCCUCAUCAUAACAGCCCAAAUCAUUUACACCCCAGUAAACUAAAAAAGAAAACAUGAACACCCAGAAACUACCACCUACCAAGGAUUACUUUAGCUACAACAGGAAAACUGUUUUGUUAUUAACUUAUAUGCAUUGUUUUUUUUUAUCUAUCUAUAGUCUAUUAGAUGAAUUUGUGAGUAGGCUGAAAGAUUCAGUUGAUACCCGUUUGGGCAAUUUCCCAAUAAAGAUCUCUCUUCCUCUUGAUAAAAAACUAGUGAAUAGUUUCUUUCAAUGUUUAAUAUUAAACAGUUAUACCUGUAAUUUAACUGUGAUACAAAACACUGCUAUUUUUAGUGAAUAUUGUGAAGAAAAAAUAAAUGAUCAAUUUAUCAAACCCCCCGUUGGGCGCCAAAAAUAUUUAUCUUGAUAGUAAGUGAAUUGAAACAAAAUCAGGAACUCAUUGAUGGAUGAAUUUUGAAAAUAUUAGUGUUUUGCAGUAAAAUGAAAUUUUGUCCAAACACUCACCUCGAUUUGCUGAACAAGUUUCACUUCUUGUUCCCCAACAACGAAAUUAGUGACUUUACAAGAAUCUGGGCUUCCCAACCUGCCCACUCGCCCUAUCCUAUGCAAAUAAUCUGCAGCAUAUAAUGGAAAAUCAUAGUUGAGAACAUGCAUGACUUGAAUUGUAUUCAGUCCACGGCUGCCAACAUCAGUAGCUGCCAAAAUGUUUGCUUUACCACUAACAAACUGGUUCCACUGCUCUAUCCGAAUGGCAUAGUUCAUGUCACCGUUUAUAUUUGCACAGUUGACACCAUUUUCCCUCAGGAACAAAGCUACCCAGUUACAAGUCUGGUUCUUGUUUGUGAAGAUCACCAUUGGGGAUUUAUUAUUUUUGGCGGUUUGAAGUAAAUGUGAUGGUUUCAUGGAUGCAUUCAACCUGAGGAAUUUUUGUGUUAUAUUUAGAAGAGGUUUAUGUAUUCUUGGUGAUACCACAUGCUUCAUGGACUGUUCCAAAGGUGCUAAAAUGUCUGGUAAACUUUUUGGAAGAGUUGCUGUUACUAAGAGGAAUUGAGAUUGUGAUAAUCUUUUCACCAAAGAACUCAUUCUUUCAAUGAAACUGUCAUCUAUUAGAGUAUCAGCUUCAUCCAGAACUGCAUAUUUUGC